Molecule: messenger RNA, 1345 nt
Organism: Lactuca sativa (garden lettuce)
Lineage: Eukaryota; Viridiplantae; Streptophyta; Magnoliopsida; Asterales; Asteraceae
Product: putative E3 ubiquitin-protein ligase BAH1-like 1
Source: RefSeq, a predicted model, not a curated record
AGUUGACCCUUUCUUGUAUUUAUCUUCGGGAGCGGCGACACGCCAGGGUCAGGUGCUUCCUUACCCUUCUUUUGUACAUGAAGCCAGCAAAACAAGGGGCUUAAAUCGUGUUCACUUCUCUGUCAACAAGAUACGAACAGUGUUCUCGUUCCCCUGGCUGGCCCUCAUCACCAUUGCCACAUAAUAACACAGAUCGAUUGGCGUCCAAAUAUACAUCCAAUUCUUGUUGUUCUUUAUAGAAUUAAGUUAGAAGAUGAAGUUUUGUAAGAAAUACGAGGAGUACAUGCAAACACAAGACCAGAAGAAACUGCCUGGUGUGGGUUUUAAAAAUCUCAAGAAAAUAUUGAAGCGCUGUCGCAGGGAGACAACUCAGUUACAGAAUUCCCCAUUGCUUCUUAAUGACUCUGCUCAUCAUAACUCUCAUGCGCGUUGCCUGCACCCUUGCCCAGUCUGCGAUGGAAGCUUCUUUCCAUCCCUUAUGAAGGAGAUGUCUGUGGUGGUUGGAUGUUUUAAUGAGCGUGCACAAAAGGUGCUUGAUGUUCAUCUGGCGACAGGCUUCCACAAGUACUUCAUGUGGUGCAAAGGCAAGUUACAUGGCCAAGGAAACGGAAACCAUCAUUCCUUAAUACAAGAAGGCAAGGACCUUGUUGGCUAUGCGCUUAUCAAUGCCAUUGCUAUGCGCAAAAUCCUUAAGAAAUAUGAUAAGAUACAUGACUCUAAACAAGGGCAAGCAUUCAGGUCACAAGUCCAGAGCAUGCACAUGGAACUCCUUCAGUCUCCAUGGCUUUGUGAGCUUAUUGCCUUCCACAUUAACUUAAGGGAAUCAAAGAAAGCUUUUAGGAAAUGUUCUGAAAUAUUAUUAGAGGGAUGUUCUCUUGUAUUUAAUGAUGGAAAACCAUCACUUUCGUGUGAGCUGUUUGAUGCUGUGAAGCUUGAGAUAGACUUGACUUGUUCCAUAUGCUUGGAUACUGUAUUUGAUCCUGUGUAUUUGAGUUGUGGACACAUAUUCUGCUUCAUGUGUGCUUGCAAAGCUGGAUCAGUAACAAUUGUUGAUGGAUUGAAGGCAACUGAGCCUACUGCCAAAUGUCCUCUGUGUCGACAAGCAGGAGUUUACAAUGGAUCUCUCCAUCUGGAUGAGCUCAAUAUUUUACUUAGUCGAAGAUGCCCUGAAUAUUGGGAGGAAAGGCUUCAAAGUGAGAGAGCAGAAAGGAUUCGACAGACAAAGGAGCAUUGGGAAUCUCAGUCACGUGCAUUCUUGGGGAUCUGAACUUGUAAGAAGUUUUGAAUAAGUUGUAGCUUGCUUCUUGUAAUAUAUUUCAUGUUCUAUGACAAAUAAUUUCGCUUA